Protopolystoma xenopodis is the source of this 585-nucleotide messenger RNA. NCBI's taxonomy places the organism in Eukaryota, Metazoa, Platyhelminthes, Monogenea, Polystomatidea, Polystomatidae. The record is from the annotation of a GenBank genome assembly.
AUGAGACGGUUGAUUCAACGUCCAAGCACACGCCUCCGGCUGGUAUUAAGACUCUUCUCCCAUGCUCCCGUAAGCGUGCACAUGCGCUCGGCUCGCCUGCCCACUCAGUCACAUUCGCAUGUAAAGAAGGCCGGCCAGGCAGUCCUGACACUCGAUGGGGAGUGGGCCGACAGAAGACGCCUCGCUUGGCCGACCCGCCAUGGCCGUCCGACACGCCCUGGCCGAGGUUUUGGUACCGGGCCAAGGGUCCUGACAAAUCAUGUUGCCAGGACCAGUGAUUGUUGGACGCGCGUACAGAAAAAUGUGGGGACGUCGGUGCUCGAAACGCACAGACCUAUAGGCUCUCUUUGCUGCAGUAGGGCAUACACCUUUCGACCUAAGCUACGUAUGCCGAAAGAAGCGCCUUUCCGGGAAGAUGCGGCUCGACGCAAAGGGCAGACGCCUGGGCCUGGGUUUGAGGGGAACGAGACUGCUAUUCCUGGAUUAUCUGGCAAGAGGAUCUGGAGCAUUUAUGUUUGUGUAUGCAUGGGCUUAACUGCCAGUGCAUUUGUGAGUAUGCCAUUAUGUGUAUUAUACAUUGUUUAG